Anthonomus grandis grandis is the source of this 3578-nucleotide messenger RNA. RefSeq names its product ubiquitin-conjugating enzyme E2 Q2. Lineage: Eukaryota; Metazoa; Arthropoda; Insecta; Coleoptera; Curculionidae. The transcript is spliced from 7 exons. The record is from RefSeq and is a predicted model, not a curated record. The coding region runs from base 134 to 1297 and encodes 387 amino acids.
AGUGUUGGGUUGGGAGUGUAGCUGUUUCCCGUCGAGUGUCGACAGCAGUGUCCAAUUUUUGAUUAAAAAAAAUAUUUACAAUCUAUAAUUUUUUAUAGUUGCAGAUUUCUAAAUUUGUUGUUAGUGAAGUCAUAUGGCUUGUUUAAAUACCCUAAAACAAGAAAUUCGGACUUUAGAACAGAUAUUUCCAAAACACCAUGAACGAUUUCAGAUUAUAUCCGCCAGUGUAGACGAGUUGAGUUGUAGAUUUAUAGGGAAAGCUGGCAAAAAAUACACCAUUCACGCAAAUAUAACGGAAACAUACCCAGCAGUACCACCAGUAUGGUUUGCUGACUCAGAAGAGACAAGCAUAACAAAUGCUGUGCAAAUUCUAAGCAACACAGAAGGCUUAGACAACCAUGUGCUUCAUCAAGUUAUAUUACUUCUAAAGGAGCUGUGCAGACUGCAUGGGGUAUCAGAACCACCUGACUUGGAUAGAAUAAGAAUUUUAAAUGAAGAAAUAGGAGAUAGAAUCAGUAGUAGUGGAAUUGAGCCAAUGGAAGAUGAAGGAUUGGAUAGUGAUGCAGAUGCACAAGACUCAGAUGGAGUAAGUGUAGAUGAAGACAGUGAUGAUGAAGAUGAUGAGGAUUUAGGUAUGGAUAUGGAAGAUGGAUCUAGUAGUCGACAAAAAGCUGAUGAAAUGGGCGUUGAGCAUCUAGCAACACUGGAAAGGCUUAGGCAAAAUCAAAGACAAGAUUACUUAAAAGGAUCUGUGUCAGGAUCCGUGCAAGCAACAGAUAGGCUAAUGAAAGAGUUGCGCGAUAUAUACCGUUCAGACUCAUUCAAAAACAAAAUGUAUCAAAUUGAGCUGGUCAACGAUUCCCUCUACGAGUGGAACGUAAGGCUAAUGGCCGUGGAUCCCGACAGUUCUUUGUCACACGACCUACAGAUGCUCAAAGAAAAGGAGGGAAAAGACUGCAUACUGUUGAAUAUGUUAUUUAAAGAUACGUAUCCCUUUGAGCCACCCUUUGUCAGAGUUGUACACCCGAUCAUAUCUGGUGGAUAUGUGUUAGUCGGGGGUGCAAUUUGUAUGGAACUAUUGACGAAACAAGGAUGGUCUAGUGCCUAUACAGUGGAGGCCGUCAUAAUGCAAAUCUCUGCAACAUUAGUGAAAGGAAAAGCUCGAAUUCAGUUCGGUCCGCCUAAAGUGUGCUCGCAGGGCCAGUAUAGUCUUGCCAGGGCACAACAGAGCUUUAAAAGUCUUGUACAAAUUCACGAAAAGAAUGGAUGGUUUACACCGCCGAAAGAAGAUGGAUAAAUAUAAUUACUGUGUGCCAAUUAUUAUUUAAAAUUUGUUUCAGCGUUUACCUUUAUUGAACUUAUUAAGAUUUCAUUAAAUUACUUUGUGUUAUUGUCCCCAGUAUAUGCAAGACUACAGCUACACAAUAUUAAAAAUAAUUUGCAGAUAAAUAAGAAUAUUUCUAUUUAUUCUGGCCCGGGUUUUUAAAGGCAGCUUAUCGAGUAAGCUUGUCUAUAUCGACUUUUUAAACAGUUUCCGUAACUCAAACAUAAAACUUCCAACAUCUUACAUCGAUAAAUGUUUACUGUCUAUGUUGUUAAUGGAAAAUUGCACACAUUUUUUUUUAUCACUUAAAUAUUAGCCAGGCCGACUUUUUCGUUAGUAAUAUGUUGGAAUGUAGGUUCAUUCGUUCAUAAUCCUAAAUGGUACAAGAUGAAUUAGUGUUGGUAGAAGAUAAUGUUGCAUUGUUGACCGAUUUAAUAAAAUCCCAUUUGAAAUAUUUAUAAUAACUUAUUUUAAGCUACUUGAAAAUGUUUAUCUUGAUAAUACGUCUUAUUUCAUAAAUAAUUAGAUUUUAAAAGCGGCUUUCCUACUAAUUAAUAUUGUUUUUGGUUACGCAGUUUUCCUUCUGUCUUCUCGCAGUUUCAAUUAUUAAAAAAAUACUAAGCCUUAAUUAAUGAUGAUUUUAAUAACCACAGAAUUAUGUAGGAUCAGUUCAUAAUAGUCACAAAAAAGGGUUCUCUUACACACAUAACAAGUUAGAAAGAAAUCAAAUAGGGAUAGUAAAUUGGUUUUUAAGUAAUGAAUAAAUUCCUCCUGUAAUAUUUUGUGCAAUUUAUUUCAUUGUUGUUAAUUUGUUAAUGAAAUCAUGUUUCAUUUAGGAUAUACAUGCCGACGAGUGUACCAUUCUAACUGGUUUCUUCCUUCAUAUUUAAUGCUUUAUAUGACUGUCUAUUAAAUUAGAAUUUUCGUCUUGUAUAAAUUAUUAAAUUGAAGAUAUCUUACCAGUUUUUAACAAAAUGUGAUUUUUUUAAAUUAUCUCAAUUUUUUCACAAUCAUCAUUUUAAGGGCCGUUUAGAAGGGUUAAAUACAUGAUUCAUGUCUCCUUUUUGAAUUCUAUAAAAAAUCCUUGUACCUUUUAUUUCAGUAUUUCUUUAAAUUACUGAGUAAUAUAAACUUUUUUUAUCAUAUUGGUUGGAUUUUGUGGGGCUCAAAAAAAUUCUUCUAUACGGCUUCGCAAGUAUUUCCUGUUUAGUUAAGAACUCGUAAUAUUACACUAAAAUCGCUAUUUUUCCCUAUUACAGUGUAAAAUUUUAAGAGGUAAUAAUAAUUCUUAGAGUUGAUGACGUCAUAAAUGUUAUUAGUUUAUGUUAAACUUCAUUUUUUACGAGGCUCUGUUUUAUUAGUAAUUAUGUACUGCCUUAACGUACGGCGAGCAACGUCAAUUCACAUGAUGUUUUGAUCAAGGUUUUUGAAAAUAAACCAUUAACCAACAAGCAAAUUUCUUAACGGAACAAAAUACUCAGGUAUCAACACCUCCUGUCUCAAGUUUUUACGUUGCGGAGCAGACAUUAUUCUGACUACUGAGUGUUAACGAUAUUACUCUAUGCGGUAACUUCGUCAAGAAGCUAAGAUUAUAUUAAAAUUGGGUGAUGUUUUAUGGAUAUAAUUUGAUAUAUCAAACAAUAAUUGAUUACCACCUCCCGUUUGACCAGAACCGAUAUCAACUCGCUCUUUUUAUUGUAUCGCGCCAUUACGGCGAUACUAUGGGAAUCCCUGCACGUUACGUCAGAUUUCGGCCUGAUUUGGUUUUGAAUAGCAAAUUCAUCGAGAAGUAUUACAGAUGUAAGAAAAGUUAAAAAAAAUCACUUACAAUUAUAGCAGAGAUUAUAAAUCUUAAGUAGUUUGUAUUAAUGAGCAAAAAAGCUAUAAAUAUAGACUUUUAAUGUAUCUCCGAUUCAUUACCUCGAAAAGUAAAACUGUUGCAUAUAUUAUUGAAAAGAAAUAAACUCUUCUUAGCUUAGAUUUGUUCAAAGACCUUUUAACCAUAAAACAUAAUCAAAUUUUUAAAUUAUCCAAUAUUUCUUAUCGAAGUUAUCGCUUGGCUAGUAAUAUCGUUGACACCGGCAAUAACGAAAUUAGAAAACUAAAAGAAUUUUAUGAAAACGGAGCCUUUUUCAUCUCAUUUCAUUGUAUAUAACAAAUUACCGUGUAUUCAUUUUGCUGUACUCCAUUUUCUUGAAUAAUUUGCGAGUAUUUGCUUUUAGUUACUAAGGUAAUAAAUAAUUAUAAUUAUUUA